Molecule: messenger RNA, 456 nt
Organism: Sitodiplosis mosellana (orange wheat blossom midge)
Lineage: Eukaryota; Metazoa; Arthropoda; Insecta; Diptera; Cecidomyiidae
Product: neuropeptide-like protein 31
Exons: 4
Coding region: 112-339 (75 amino acids)
Source: RefSeq, a predicted model, not a curated record
UGAAAUGUAUAAAUAGACUACACUGGACCGAGCAAUAAUAUCAGAACAUUUUCAAGUGUGUAUUUUAAAGCAGCUUAAUUUCCCUGAUUUUAUUUCCAGUAUAAAAGAAAAAUGGCAAAAAUCUUAAUUGUUUUGUGUUUGUUGGCGUUGAUUGCCGUGAGCAUGGCCAUUGCAGUGGCUGAACCAGAAGCACAACCACAAUUCACUUAUGGUCCUGGUUUCUAUGGUGGUGGCCGUGGUAGUUUUCACAGAGGAUUCCCCGGAUAUGGUUAUGGUCAUCGUGAAUUCUAUGGUGGCCCGCGGUAUGGAGGAUAUGGUUUAAGUCCAUAUCUAGGUUAACAAAGCUGCCGUUGAAUAAACAACUUUUAUCAAUAAAGUCACAUUUUGUACAUACUUGAUAAUGACAAUUGUGUUCAAUGCAAGAAACAAUUAAACAAAAACCGUUUUUGUAUGGCA